Messenger RNA from Uranotaenia lowii, 1684 nucleotides. RefSeq names its product ER membrane protein complex subunit 3-like. The record is from RefSeq and is a predicted model, not a curated record. Gene Ontology annotation, biological process: protein folding in endoplasmic reticulum. The coding region runs from base 137 to 931 and encodes 264 amino acids. The transcript is spliced from 3 exons. Gene Ontology annotation, cellular component: membrane; EMC complex. NCBI's taxonomy places the organism in Eukaryota, Metazoa, Arthropoda, Insecta, Diptera, Culicidae.
CUGUCACUUGUUAUCAGCUGUGCGCGUGAAAAUAUUGAAAAAUUGAGGAAUCCUCAUCGGUCGGUCGAACAAAUUUUUAAUUAAUCUCAAUUAAAAUCUUCGUACUUCAAGUGUUCGAUAGCAGCAACCGAAUAGGAUGGCAGAGCUACUGAUCGACCCGAACAUCCGAGGCUGGGUGUUCUUGCCUAUUGUGGUCAUCACCUUUCUGGUUGGAAUAAUCCGUCACUACUUCUCGAUAUUGAUUACUUCCCAGAAAAAAGUGGAACUGACCCAGAUUCAAGACAGUCAAGCAAUGAUUCGGGCCCGCCUUUUGCGGGAGAACGGCCAAUAUUUGACGCCCCAAUCGUUCGCCAUGAGACGGCACUACUUCAACAACGAGGAAACUGGUUACUUCAAAACGCAAAAGCGAGCUCCCCCUAGUACCAAUUCCACCGCCAUGCUGUCGGAUCUGGUCAAGGGCAACUUCAUCAACGUGCUGCCGAUGAUUGUCAUCGGUGGGUGGAUUAACUGGAUGUUCUCCGGAUUCGUCACCACCAAGGUUCCAUUUCCGCUAACCUUGCGCUUCAAACCAAUGCUGCAGCGCGGAAUCGAACUGGUUUCUCUAGACGCGGCUUGGGUUUCGUCGGCUUCCUGGUACUUCUUGAACGUUUUCGGUCUACGAAGCAUCUACACAUUGGUGCUGGGAGAAAACAAUGCGGCCGACCAGACCCAGUCGAUGCAGGACCAGAUGUCCGGGGCGGCCGUCGCCAUGCCCCAGGACCCGAAGGCAGCCUUCAAGGCCGAAUGGGAAGCCCUGGAGAUCACCGAGUAUCAAAACGCGCUCGGCAACAUCGAAGAGGAGCUGCUGAAUGGAGCAGGAGCAGGACGUUCCGCGAUCGAGUCGUCGUCAUCGUCCUCCUGGCGCGAAGAGGGUGCCGCUCUGAGGAAUUGAAUUGGGCAGGUUGUAGCCUCUAGUGGAAAUUUCGUUAGGGAAAAGUGAGGGGAAUUUUAUACGGGAAAUCAUCGUGUAUUUAUUGUUUUGUGUUUUUCAUCUCCGCUACUGGGUAAUUGCAUCAGUAAUAAAGCAUUUAGAAAGGACAGCAACGCAUCGUGAUCGAAACGGUUUGUCGAUCGAAAUCUUCUUAACGAUUUUUGUUUCUAGAACUGUUGCUGCUUUGAAUUAGGACGAAAAAUCUAUCUGAAUAAACCAAAACUAGACAUUUCAACAUUCACCAAAUAUCAAAAGUCUGUUAAUUUGGACCUAGUUGAAGAAGAAAAAAACCUAUAGGAAUUCGGAUCUUCAGUAAAAGAGUUUUAAAGUUUCAUAUUUGUCACAUUUCCAGUACAAUUACGUGUGUGUGUGUGUGUGUCUGCGUGGGGAAAUGGGUUUUUUUAAUUCGAUUUUUUUUUGCUCGUUUGGGUACCUAAAUCAAAUUUAUCAAUAUAUGUUUGCUUUUUUUGUGUUCAUGUUUUAAUUCUCUUCACUUGUAUGUCUUCAUAAAAGCUAAAGCUAUGCCCCGUCAGGUGUUUUCAAGAGUAGUAAUUAUGUUUGCCUUUUUAAAUUCAUUUGUAGCUCACAGUAUUAACGAGUUGAGAUUUGUUGUUUGUCCGGGUCUAUUAACACUACGCAGGGUGCUGGUUUUUUUUCCAAAGCGGAGGGGUUUCUAUUGUGUUUUUACUGGAGGAGCAUUGUUUUGCGGAAUUU